AUGAAGAUCUACUCAUUGGCCUUGAUCGCUCCUCUUGUCUCGGCAGCCUGUAGCGCGAACCUGAUUAGCCUGACGUUUAUGGUCAGCAACUUCUAUCCGUAUCAGUAUGAAACUGAGGGAUUCUGCCCUGUAGCUGGCAGCUGUGUGAACAUGGCUAGCGGCGCCAAUAGCUGGUCUCAGAAGGCGAACUGGGUACUCAUGAAGGCAAACACCUGUCUGAAUGCUGUUUCUGGUUUCUGUUCGGGGACAUAUCUGACCUAUGGAAACCAAGAUAGUAAUUACUUCAUCUACUGUCACAACCAGGUCUAUUGA
Molecule: messenger RNA, 312 nt
Organism: Colletotrichum phormii
Lineage: Eukaryota; Fungi; Ascomycota; Sordariomycetes; Glomerellales; Glomerellaceae
Exons: 4
Coding region: 1-312 (103 amino acids)
Source: RefSeq, a predicted model, not a curated record